Messenger RNA from Phragmites australis (common reed), 1859 nucleotides. Its product is annotated as high-affinity nitrate transporter 2.3-like. The coding region runs from base 103 to 1635 and encodes 510 amino acids. The transcript has a single exon. Gene Ontology annotation, molecular function: nitrate transmembrane transporter activity. Gene Ontology annotation, biological process: transmembrane transport. The record is from RefSeq and is a predicted model, not a curated record. NCBI's taxonomy places the organism in Eukaryota, Viridiplantae, Streptophyta, Magnoliopsida, Poales, Poaceae.
AAUUCGUCGCUGGGCUGCGGCCGUAUAGACAAGUACCAACUUACAGUACGGGUAAAGUUAGUCGGGAGAUAGGGAGUAAGACACUGUGACGAGGGAGGUCAGAUGGCGGAGGAGUUCAAGACGGCGGCCAUCGAGGUGGAGGGGGCUGUGCCCGCGUCCAAGACGCGGUUCAGGAUGCCCGUGGACUCGGACAACAAGGCCACAGAGUUCUGGCUCUUCUCCUUCUCGAGGCCGCACAUGAGCGCCUUCCACAUGGCGUGGUUCUCCUUCUUCUGCUGCUUCGUGUCCACCUUUGCGGCGCCGCCGCUACUGCCACUCAUCCGGGACACGCUUGGCCUCACGGCCACGGACAUUGGCAACGCCGGGAUCGCGUCCGUGUCUGGCGCGGUCUUCGCUCGUCUCGCCAUGGGCACGGCGUGCGACCUUGUCGGACCCCGGCUCGCUUCAGCGGCGAUCAUACUCCUGACAACACCGGCCGUAUACUGCUCGGCCAUUAUGAAUUCGGCGUCGUCGUUCCUGCUCGCGCGGUUCUUCACGGGCAUAUCGCUGGCGUCGUUCGUGUCCACCCAAUUCUGGAUGAGCUCCAUGUUCUCAUCAAACAAGGUGGGACUGGCUAACGGUUACGCCGGAGGGUGGGGCAACCUCGGUGGCGGCGUUGUGCAGAUGCUGAUGCCGCUGGUGUACGAGGCCAUCCUCAAGAUUGGGAGCACGCCGUUCACGGCAUGGCGCGUGGCUUUCUUCAUCCCAGGCCUGAUGCAGGCGUUCUCAGCCAUCGCAGUGCUGGCGUUCGGGCAGGACAUGCCCGACGGAAACUACCGGAAGCUCCACAAGACCGGGGAGAUGCACAGGGCCAGCUUCGGCAGCGUGCUUCGCCACGCGGUGGGCAACUACCGCGGCUGGAUCCUAGCGCUCACCUAUGGCUACUCCUUCGGCGUGGAGCUCACUGUGAACAACAUUGUCGCGCAAUACUUCUUCGACCGCUUUGGUGUUAACCUCCGCACGGCCGGCCUAAUCGCGGCCAGCUUCGGAAUGGUCAACCUCUUCUCCCGACCCUUCGGCGGGAGCUUGUCCGACUGGCUUUCCAGCCGGUACGGCAUGCGUGGCAGGCUUUGGGGGCUGUGGAUCAUCCAGACCAUCGAAGGCGUCCUGUGCAUUGUUCUUGGCGUCGUCAGCAGCUCCUACGCCACGUCCGUCGCCAUCAUGAUACUCUUCUCCUUAUUCGUGCAGGCUGCUGAAGGUCUCACCUUCGGUGUCGUGCCAUUCGUAUCGCGGAGGUCGUUGGGGCUGGUCAAUGGCAUGACCGGCGGUGGUGGCAGCGUGGGUGCUGUGCUGACGCAGCUCAUCUUCUUCCACGGUAGCAAGUACACGACGCAGACAGGGAUCAUGUACAUGGGGUUCAUGAUUAUCGCGUGCACGCUGCCCGUCGCGCUCAUAUACUUCCCGCAGUGGGGCGGCAUGUUGGCGGGGCCGCGGCCAGGGGCAACGGCGGAGGACUACUACAACGGGGAAUGGACUGCGCAGGAGCGCGAGAAGGGGUUCAACACCGCUAGCGAGCGGUUUGCGGAGAACAGCGUGCGCGAGGGUGGACGGAGGUCGGCAUCGGGCAUCCAGCCCACGCACACCGUUCCAGUCUGAGUCCUCGUCGGUCGACAUGUGAAAAAAAAAGUUAAUAUUACGCGCCUAUACGUAUAAUUAAAAUCCCCCCAGGCAAUGAUGUGUACCGUUCUUGGUAUCCAUGUCGUCAUGUGGUCGACCGGCUUGUAGACCGGCUUGUAUCUGUGUAUGUGAGCUCGGUUUUACGUACCUGGCCUUUCCAGGAGUGAUUGUUAUCGUUGGCAUAUGGUUUGUUCCUUUAUUUA